This is a messenger RNA of Prorocentrum cordatum, 278 nucleotides long. NCBI's taxonomy places the organism in Eukaryota, Dinophyceae, Prorocentrales, Prorocentraceae. The record is from the annotation of a GenBank genome assembly.
CCUUGAGGCGGGGCCUGCAGCGCCAGAGGCUCGGCGGCGCUGCGCCGCUAGCGCCGCCGGCGCCGCCGAGCUCUGAGGGCGCGCGCGGGGGCGGGCCCGAUGGUGCGCUCCGGAGCUCCGCUGUCCCGAGGCGCCGGGAGCCGUCGGGGGCCCCGAGGAGCGCCGGCAGGGCGGGCAGGGGCUCGAGGAAGAACAGGCGCCGCCAGAGGACGGGAGGGAGCCCGGCCAGCUCUUGCAAGCCAGCGCAAUACCCCACAGCGGAGUAUUGUGUCAGCUAG